AUGUAUUCCAAGCUCGCCCCAGUCCUCGGCUCCUUGGCCAUCGCUUCGCUCGUUGCGGCAGUCCCUGUUGACAUCGAGAAGCGUGGCGACGUCUGGUUCAAGGGUACCGGCGACGGACGCCGACCUCAUCUCGAGAACUACCAGGGCGGCCAACCUUCUGCUUCCUACUCUGGCGGUGCCAACGGCUACUAUACCGCAUCAGCGACCAGCGGCAGUGGCUCGUACUCCACCUCCGCCCCUCCGGCGUCCACUGCCUCCGGCUCCAGCGACGGCAGCAGCAACCCGUUCAGCUUCCCGCUGUCCAACGGCUUCCCCAACAUUCAGAACCCGUCGUCCCAGCUCACUGCCAUUGAGGCCCAGGCCCACGGUCUCCUGCCCAAUGGCCCCCCGCCCCCAAGCGCCCCUGCCGCUGACGAUCUCACGUCGCUGAGACUCAUUGCCUUCAACGAGCUGUGGGAGGUGGCCUUCUUCACCGAGCUCCUGUACAACGUGACCCACAACGUUGCAGGAUACCAGUUCCAGGACGAAUCCCAGCGACAGGCUGUCAUUGACGCCAUCACGGCCGUCCAAGCUCAGGAGGAGCUGCACGCGUUGAACGCCAACGGCGCUCUCGCCCACUUCAACGCCGGCCCCAUCCAACCCUGCAAAUACAUCGCCCCCGUCUCCGACUUCAAGAGCGCCAUCACCUUGGCCCAGACCUUCACUGACGUGGUUCUCGGAACCCUCGGUGACGUCCAGACGCAUUUCGGCCAGAACGGCGACAGUGGUCUCAUCCGUGGUGUCGCUGCCGUCAUCGGUCAGGAGGGUGAGCAGAACGGCUUCUACCGCAGCCUCCUCAACAAGAUCCCCUCGGCCAACCCCUUCUUGACUGCCUCGACCCGUGAGUUCGCCUUCUCGGCCUUGAACCAGGACUUCGUCGUCCCCGGCUCGUGCCCCAACAGCAACACCAUCAACCUCCCCAUCUUCGGUGCCCUGAACGUCUUGACCCAGAACAUCCAACCCCAGGACCAGCAACUCCAAUUCUCCUUCUCUGCCACCGGCUCUUACUCCCAGUACGCCAACAACUACCAGGGUCUGAGCCUGGUCUACAUCAGCCAGCAGAACGUGCCUGUCGUCGAGCCCAUCACCCAGGCCUCGGUCAGCGGCAGCACCGUCACCUUCUCUGCCAACUUCCCCUUCACCGCGAACGACAUGUUCGGCCUGACCAUCGCCGCCGUGGUUGAGGGAUCUGGCCCGUUCGCCUCCGUCGCUGACGUCGCCGCCGCGACCAAGUUCGGCCCUGGACUGAUUGAGGUCAACUAA
This is a messenger RNA of Fonsecaea erecta, 1302 nucleotides long. RefSeq lists its product as hypothetical. The transcript has a single exon. NCBI's taxonomy places the organism in Eukaryota, Fungi, Ascomycota, Eurotiomycetes, Chaetothyriales, Herpotrichiellaceae. The coding region runs from base 1 to 1302 and encodes 433 amino acids. The record is from RefSeq and is a predicted model, not a curated record.